GGGAAAACAAAUGAACAGGAUUUAAAUGGCCGAGAUAUUUUUCAAUAUUUUCCAAGUAAAUGAUGGAAAACCGCGACCUCGUUGUCCCAGCUAACUCUCGCAUAGACGAGACUCCUACUCGUGGUAGUUCUGAGCUGAAAACGUCUCCUCCGCCUCCGAAGAGCUCUCCUGUUUCAAGCGCUAGUCGUUUGAGUCUGACAUCAAAGCUCAAAGGUGAAAAUAAAACGGUUGAAUUUGAGGAGAUACGACGCGGGAAAAGCUCGUGCAGCUCCGUCGAGGAGGAAAAACAAGUUGCGGAUGUUUUGAAGGGUCGUUUGUACGACAACGCUGGAACUUCUGAUGUUUAUCGUAGUCUACGCACACAGCCAAGAAUAAAGCCACGUCCUCCAGUGAAUUCGUCCCAGAAACAGCAGUCAGCACUGUAUCGGGCAACUCUGUUGAGGAAAGAGAAACAAAAAAAGCUUCCUACACAAAUUACUGCAGGGACUUGCAGAGACCAUGCUGAACUGGAUGCUGUGGUGCAGUCAUCCAGUGAUCUUAGGAGAAGCUCCACCCAUGGAACAGCUACCCUCUCUCCCCUCCCCGAUACUCCAGGCACCACUCCAGGGUGUGGCCCAGAUUGUUACGAAGGACUUGACAUUGUUAAAGUUGUCCAAUUACUUCGAAAACGUUUAAACUGGGAGACGAACAUUGAAACCAUCAUUAAAGAGGAGUGGAUGUCAUUAAAAUGCUCCACACAGCCUGGAAAAGCAAUCAGUAAAACUUUGUACACCCUACCAGAUGAUGGUGUGUUUGCUUAUGCUACUCUCAAGGACCUUAAUAAUCCCAUAGCACGAUAUAAUCCAUAUGAUUUAGUCUGUGUCGGUGCUGCACAGACCUUUGAUUCAAAGCAACUGUUUACUGUUACCGCUUCAGCCGUUACACAGUUAAACAAGAAUGUUGAUGCGGACCUUAUUCCCAUCGCACGCUGGCUUCACGAAUGGAAAAUGUUCCACGAAAUCUUUAAGAUGCCAGUCUUUGCUAACUUCAGAAUAUGGAAAGCGUUUACAACUUGGAGAAAUAACGUACGAUCUUUUGCAAAAACGGAAAACAGACAAACAUUACGCGAGUGCCUAAGCACCGCAGACGACGUCCUUCAGGUCUCCGUGCUUAAGAUUCGCAGCCUUUGCGAAGAACAAUGUAGCAGUUUACAGCACGAGCCCGCGAGAAUCUUGUUCAUUGACGAGAAAUUCGGGGAGAAAACGUUCACUUUGGACGAGUUUGUGACACAAUCCUCUCUCCAGGCUGAUCUCGUUCACAAGCAGCUUCAGUCAUUACGAGCAACGUGUCUGUCAAUCACUGCGGACGCCUGUCAAAAUGUUAUUGAAAGACAUGCAGGAUUAUUGCAAUGGAUGAAACCGAAAUCUGGAACCUCAGACCCGAAGCCUACGUACAUCCAGAUAGCGCAAUGGAGAUCAGUCCUCACGAGGUUGCACAAGUUUGUUCGAGGUGUUGAUUUUGUUAUCCUUGAGCUUCUACGUCGUCUUGUUGUCAGAGCCGCUUGCACGUUGCUAGCCAAGGUACAGGCCUCCUCGGCCAAGCAGUAUCCCGCAGGGCAACACGAUGCUGACGAUAGCAUUACGUCGCACGAGCCGAGCUGUCCCCCAGCCAUGUUGACAGUGAAGUUGGUGUUAAGUAUACCUGAGUCUGUCGUGAUGGAUGACGCGCCCUCAGUUGGAGGAAAAGUAGAAACGCUUUUUUCUGGCGGGGAAAGUGGAAGAAACAGCAAGUCGACGGACCGGAACUCCUCAGAGCUAUCCCAAAGAAUUGCACCAAGUAGCUUCGUUGACCUGGAUCCUAGUAAAGAGGAAUUUAUAUCCGCUAUGCAAGGUGUGAUUUCGAAGUUCCAAGAGGUCGUGUCAUCAUUCAAGAGUCUACUAGCAGACGAAUGUAUCGCGUCGCUUGUGACACCGCCGUCCACUGAUCUCGUACAUUCUCUCAGACAAACGGAGCUGGACGAUGAUACGGACGAAUUGGACGGAUGGCCAGAUGUUAAACUGAUCUUCGGCAAAGAUCCUGACUAUCAACACACCGUCAAAUCUUUGAUUGCAUCGAUUAAGAAGGAGAUUCACGGCGUGCGAGUUUUCUCAGAGGAUUACAGAGGUUUCUGUCGUAUGGUGGACGUGUGUCGCAGAGUGGAUGUUGAUGCCUUGAUGAGUGAUCAAUCAUGGGGUUAUAAUGAAUUUCACUCCGCCUUACUGAAACACUCAGAUCAGUUAAAUGCGAUGAAAGAGAUGAUCCUCGCAAAAAGAAUUGGUUUCCUAUCGGUUGACGUCACUUCAUUUUUUGAUUCGUGUAUUCCUUAUCCCACUGAAGUCUUACAACGCGUCCACCAUCAUCUGCCUAUCGUAGCAGCCAAAGCGAAUAAUGUUUUGCUCAAUGUUAUCAAGGGUUAUUCCAAGAAUUUGGACAGGUCUCCUGCAUCCGUGGAGAAUUUCAUGGAACGGCUGAACCUUCAAGCACGCGUGUCACGUGAACUACCUCAACUAGAACAGGAGUUUCUUAAAGUGAACAAACUCUAUUCUCUUGCUAUCAGCUUUGACGUUCAUGUUGAACCCGAGGAGAUGGCUUUGUAUCAGACUCUCAUGCCGAGCUUUCACAACCUAAAGUCGACGAUGUUAUACUGUGAAGCGAAGAAGGAUGAGAAUAUUAUGAAAUUUAGCUGCGAACUUGACGCACUUAUUGGCAGUAUCCAUGGUGAACUGGUGACGCUGAAGAACAAGAUCCGAGCGCCUAGUCUUAUCGACUCGAUCAACACUUCCAAGACGAUACUGGAAACUUUGAGUGUACUUGGAGAUGAGUUGCAGGAAAUAUCAAGUAAAGCAAGAAACUACGCUGUUUAUCAAGAUCAUUUCGUUGGAGCUUUGUCCUCAACAAGCCGUCGAAAAGCGAUCUAUAUGAGUGGAAGCGAUGAUGGAAGAAAGGCUGACAACGCAGGAUCAUUACAGAGAGAUGUUGUUGAGGUUGAACGAGAUCUUUCUUUGAGAAGGUUGCUCUGGGAGUCCUCGGACCAGUGGAAGCGACUCGUGAAUCAAUGGGAGGAAGAGCCGUUUGAUCGUUUGAACGUUGACGAAAUGCAGAAGACUGUCAGCAAAUUAAUGCAGACGAUAUUUCUCUUGGAGAAAGGUGUUCCAGCGAACAAUGUUAUUCACAAGCUCAAACAAGAAGUGACAACGUUCAAACAAGGCAUGCCUGCUGUUAUAAGUCUGCGCAAUCAUGCUCUAAGACCACGACACUGGGAUGCCGUUCAAAUAUUAAUGCAGAGAAACUUUGUGAGAGAUAAACAUUUCACACUAGGAGUUUUACUAAAAAUGAAUGUGUUUCGUUAUAAAACUAAGAUAGUCGAGAUCUCUUCUCAUGCGACCAAUGAAUUCACACUGGAGCAAAUGCUUCGCAAGGUGAUGGAUUUCUGGAAUCGUACGGACUUCAAUCUCACCGCUCAUGCCAGUCGAGAUAUUGCGAUCAUCAAUGGUGCUGAUGACAUAACCACCGCCCUGGAAGAUAGUCUUGUUACGUUAGCUAAUAUAAAGAGUUCUCGAUUUGUGGCUCCUAUUAAACCUUUGGUCGAAGAAUGGGACAGGAAGCUAACGUUGUUUUCUCUCACCUUGGAAGAAUGGUUGAUCUGUCAAAGACAUUGGUUGUAUCUUGAAAGUAUCUUCUCUGCGUCUGAUAUUCAGAGACAACUGCCAAACGAGACACGGCUGUUCACUCAAGUUGAUAGAUCUUGGAAAGAUAUCAUGAGGCGAGCAGCUGAUCAUCCCAACGCUCUUCGAUCAACAACUGCUGCAGGUGUGUUGGAGAUACUGCAAACCUGUAACACUCAGAUGGAUAAGAUACACAGAUGCCUUGAGGAUUAUCUGGAAACAAAACGACUAAUCUUCCCAAGAUUUUAUUUCCUAUCCAACGAUGACCUUAUAGACAUUUUAUCUAAUGGAAAAGAUCCUCAAUGUAUCCAGCCUCAUCUGAAGAAGUGUUUUGGGAAUGUGCGUAAGUUGGGAAUCAAACACGAAACAAACGCGUUUCAGGUUUAUCACAUGAUCUCAGCUGAGGAUGAAUGUGUUGCAUUGAACAAACCAGUCAAGAUCAGAGGUGCGAUAGAAUCGUGGUUAGCGACCGUGGAAAAUGCAAUUCGUAAUGUCAUAAAACUAUAUUUAAAACAAGCGUUAUCGAGACGUAAUGAAGAGUUCACACCUUGGGUUUUGGGACAUCCUGGACAAGUAGUUCUAACUGUGUCGCAAAUUCUUUUCUGUCGCGAUGUUGUGUCCUGCAUGGAAAACAAGGAGAGAUCGUUUGAGACGUUGCACGAACAGCAGUUGUCAACACUGAAUUCACUGGUGGAUCUUGUUAUGUCACCAUUGCUGUUCCAUCAUAGACGAUCCAUUGAAGCCCUUCUCACUAUCAAAGUUCACGAGCGAGAUGUUUUACGGACGCUUAUUGAUGAUGAUAUACACGAUGCAGAGGAUUUUCAGUGGAAAAGACAACUACGAUACAAGUGGAGUGAGAACGAGAGCACUUGUCAUGUUUUACAACAUAAUGCUAGUUUUGAAUAUGGUUACGAAUACCUUGGUUGUCCCUCGAGGCUGGUCAUCACGCCGUUGACAGACAGAUGUUACCUUACUCUUACUGGUGCUCUACAUCUGCGCAUGGGUGGCGCGCCAUUCGGUCCUGCUGGCACGGGAAAAACUGAGACAGUGAAAGAUCUAGCCAAGGCGUUAGGAAAACAGUGUGUCGUGUUCAAUUGCUCUGAAGCCCUCGACUACAAGAUGACUGGGAGGUUUUUCUCGGGAAUCGCUCAGUCAGGAUCGUGGUUUUGUUUCGACGAAUUCAAUCGUAUUGAUGUGGAGGUAUUGUCCGUCAUUGCUCAGCAGCUUCAUGCUCUCAAGACGGCCAAGGACAACAAUGCUACGUGGUUUGUGUUUGAAGGACGAGAUAUCAGGCUUUGUCGGACUUGUGGCGUUUGUAUUACCAUGAAUCCUGGCUAUACAGGUCGCGUGGAGCUUCCUGACAACGUGAAGUCCUUAUUUCGUCCAUUUGCAAUGAUGGUACCAGAUUACGUCUUGAUCACGGAGAUCAUUCUCUUCUCUGAGGGUUUUGUGACCGCCAUGUCUUUAUCAAGAAAGAUUGUCAAACUCUAUGAACUGAUCAGCAAACAGCUUUCACAACAGGAUCACUAUGACUUUGGUCUUCGUUCAAUAAAGUCGAUGUUGCUGUUAGCUGGAAAACAUAAAAGAUCGAAUCCACGACCUGGCAAUGAUGGAAGGAGUAUUGAGGAACACGAAGCUGGUUUACUUUUGAAAGCAAUUCACAGCACGAAUGUGCCAAAGUUUGUCACUGAAGAUAUUCGAGUGUUUGAACAAAUAUUGAAUGAUCUUUUCCCUGGCUUGUCGAAGCCACAUUCUAACGACAAGAUCUUUCAAAAAGCCAUGGAGCUUGCUCUAGAAGAGCUCCAUCUGAAGCACUGCCCGUCACAGUUGGAGAAAGUCGCCUAUUUCCACGAAAAUCUCUUAUCUCGUGGUGGCAUUGCCCUGGUCGGCGAGACAGGAGGUGGAAAAACAACGAUUAAGAAGAUCUUGAAAGAAGCCAUGUCCCUUAAACCGAUCUUAAACAUUCUUGAAGACAAGUACAUGGUUGCACUAGGAACGGCUAAUGCUGAAUUUAAUUGUAGCGUCGUUGACAUGACCAGAAAACAGAUCAUCACGUCAAAGUACGUGAUUGGUAAGAAAGCGCAGGUGAAUGUGGCCACGAUCAAUCCAAAAUGUGUCAGUAUGUCAGAGCUUUAUGGCGAAUUCAACUCAAACACGAUGGAAUGGAAAGACGGAAUAUUAUCACGUGUAUUCAGAACGUUCUCAAACGAGGGCAACACGGCCGUGACGUGCAACAAAGGUUUUCGGGAGAAAGAAGAGUCUCACAAGAUCACGAUUAUCGACGAUGAUGAAAUCUCUCAAGCGGCGACUCCUUCGUCGUCACUCUCAAAUCCUUCGUAUGUACAAGACGCUAGUGCUUGGUACUGGAUUGUCCUGGACGGACCAGUGGACACUGUCUGGGUGGAGAAUCUCAACACCGUUCUUGAUGAUACGAAGGUCCUUUGUUUAUCAAGUGGGGAACGCAUCAACACCGGACCUGGAAUGAAAUUUAUUUUUGAAGUUGAUAACCUGGCCAAUGCCUCGCCAGCCACGGUCAGUCGAUGCGCAAUGGUCUAUGUGGACCCAAGAGAUCUUGGAUGGAGACCUUUUGUAAAGGCGUGGUUUUCAAAGCUCAAAGAUGAAGAGAAGAUUUCUGAAGAUGGUUGCGAUCACUUGCUGUGGUUAUUCAACAUAACGCUGGAUGAAGGUUUAGCAUUUCGUCGUUCAGGACUGACCACGAACCAAGUGAAUCAGACGUGUGAUCUCAGCGUUGUCAAAUGUCUUUGUGCGAUACUUGAAUCUUUGUUGAAUUAUGUUCGCAAAGAGGAACGAUUAAUCAAAGUUUUCCCGACAGACACACCUGAGAGGAGCAGUUCAACUGACGUAUCUUCAUCCAACGUAUCGUCAUCCAACGUUUCUCACAGUCCGUUUACUACAACACCAUCAUCAGACUACAACAAUCUCCUCAGUAAACUUUACCUCUUCUCUUUCACCUGGUCUAUCGGCUGCAAUUUCGUUGCGUCUGCCGAAGAUAAAGACUAUAUCUACACGCCAUCUGCAAGUCUUUUCGACCUUAGACAAGAACACGAGGAAGACAACAUCCAAACCCAUCCAGAUAUCAACUCUAAUCCAUUUGAUGCCUUCAUACGGAAGAUCUUUCAGAGCAACCCCAUCUUAGAGAAGAUGCUACCUCCAGCUCAACAUAGCGUCUUCGACUGCUUUUUGAACUUGGAUACAGAACAGUUUGUACUUUGGCAAACCCUCGUCCCAAAGGCAGAUGUCCUCAUUCAAAAGACCCUCACUCGAAGCAUCGCGAUUACGGAAUCGUUAGGUCUGAUGGAAGAGUGUACAGCUUUCGAUGACUUAAAGACACAGAGUCUUGUUCCAACGCGAGACACGAUACGCUACGAAUUCCUCUUGGCAUUGCUGUUACUAAACGAUAAACCUGUGCUUCUGACUGGUGAUGUUGGCGUUGGAAAAUCCAUUCUUGUCGAAGAUGUUUUACUACGCUUGUCCAAGGAAGUAGGUUCUACAAGCGGCGCUGGAACAAUCAUUGAUACAGUAUUGAGGUCAGCGACUAACAUGAACGAGAGUCUUACGGAUGUGUCGAAAUAUCAUGCUAUGAUCACACCGUCUGUCAAGUAUUCUUCUAUGCAGUGCUCAGCUCGUCUUACUCCAAAACAAGUUCAAGCCUUCAUCGUCAGUAAGUUGAUCAAGAGUCGGCGACACAGUCUAGGAGCCCAGGAAGGAGCCAAGGUGAUUGUGUUCAUGGAUGACCUCAAUAUGCCUGGCCCUGACGAGUUCGGUACCCAACCCCCCCUGGAGUUGAUACGUGAAUAUCUGGAUCACGGGGGGUUUUAUGACACUCGUAAACUUCUCUGGACUGAUGUGGAUGAUGCGACCGUGGUUGCUGCUUGUGGGCCACCAACUGGAGGACGUCAUUCGAUGAGCCCACGAGUUGUAAGUCAUUUCAAUGUGUUGUCUCUCCCUCGGCCUGCCGUGAAAUCCCUCCAUCGUAUCUUCCAAGUUCGUCUUGGUCGUCAUCUACAAAGCCAUGAUUUCCUACAAGACGUGCGUGAAAUGUACCAGGAGCUAGUCUUUGCUACGUUGUCUGUGUUCUUCGCCGUGGCAGCAACGCUUCUGCCAACACCAGCAAAAUCACAUUACACUUUUAAUCUUAAAGAUGUUAAUAAGGUGAUUCUUGGUCUACUUCAAGCUGACAGUAUGGCUGUGACCACUCGUGAUCAAAUGACGCUGUUAUUUGCCCACGAAGCGACUCGUGUGUUCCACGACCGCUUGGUGGAAAAGGAAGAUCGACAGUUCUUCUAUGGCGUCCUGAUGGAGAAGAUAGAUCAUUGUAUACGAUGCAAGGUGCCUGUGGAUACGCUUACAAAGAAAACGCUGAUAUUUGGGGAUUUCGCAGACCUCAAUAACCCGAAGGCUGACCGAUCAUAUCGACAGAUCAAAGAUGUCAAUUUGCUUUCACAAACCCUCCAGGAGUUUUACAACCGUCUUCGUUUGUCUGAUGAAAAUUUCGACCAACCAUUCGUGUUCUUUCGUCAAGCGGUCGAGCACCUGUCGCGUGCCGCUCGUGUAUUCCGACAGCUUGGCGGUCACCUCCUAUUGGUUGGCCUGGGCGGGACGGGAAAGGGCAGCGUGGUAAAGCUUGCCGCGUAUCUAGAAAAUUGUGAGUUCAGAACAUUACGUACUCUCUCGAACUACAAUAUUACAGAUUUCCACGAGGAUGUUAAGGCCGCCCUAUGUAUUGCUGGUAUUGACGGACUAAACACGGUUCUGUUUUUGAAUGACAGAUAUUUAGUCAAGGAAUCAUUUUUCGAGGACGUGAGUUACAUGCUAAACGGACGAGAAGUCCCAGAUAUGUUCAGCAACGAGGAUAAGGAACGUAUAUUCAUCAGCUUGGGAAAAAAUGCCAGAUCUCUGGGAAUCUCGAAUGACAAGCACGCGGUAUUUGAUCUCUUUAAACAACGUGUCAACGACCAUAUCCAUUACGCCGUCUCCAUGACACCCUCGGGAACGUUAUUCCGGCAACGAUGUCGUGUGUAUCCGUCGCUGAUCAACUGCUGCGCCAUCGAUUGGUAUGAUGAAUGGCCAAACGAUGCCCUUGAAGCUGUGGGGAAGACAUUCUUGCAAUCCGUCGAGAUAGCAGAGUUUCAUCGUUUGACGAGGUUAUCUGUGGACGUGCAUCAUAUCAGCCAAGAGGCCGCUGGCCGCUUCAGGACCGAGCUCUCGCGACGCUGCUAUGCCACUCCAGCUACCUAUAUGGAGUGCAUUCAAAUGUUUCUGGAGAUCUUUGUCAAGAAGCGGGAGGAAUAUCUGAAGUACAGAGAACGUCUAAGCGCAGGAAUAUUGAAACUGGAUGAAUCGUACGAGUUGGUGGGUAAAAUGAAACAGGAAUUGGUAGAACUCUCUCCAGAACUGGAACGAAAAGCAAAGGACACGGAGGUCUUGUUGAAUCAAUUAGCGAAAGAUCAGGAGUCUGUGGAUGAGGUACGUCAUGUAGUGUCCGAGGAAGAGUCAUUGCUCAACCAAGAAGCGGAACGCGUGCGAGAAAUCGCUGACGAGGCACAAAGAGAUUUAGAUCAAGCCAUUCCAGCUUUAAUGGCGGCCAACGAAGACCUUAACACUCUUGAUAAAUCAGAUAUUGCUGAGAUUAGGGUAUAUACGAAGCCACCUGGUAUGGUGAUAACUGUCAUGGCUGCCGUUUGCUUGAUACUAGAGGAAAAAACAGACUGGGCGAACACAAAACAAGUAUUGGCUGAUCCAGGAUUUUUAAAGAGGCUCAUUAACUUCAACAAAGACAGCGUUACCGACCGUGUGUUUGGGAAAUUAAAACGAUACACGAGUCAUCCGAACUUCACUCCGGAUCAUGUGGGGAAAAUCUCGGUCGCAUGCAAAUCCAUGUGUCGUUGGGUUAUCGCGUUGGAUUACUACACCGAGACAUUCCGGGCUGUGCUGCCGAAACGGGCUCGUUGCGAGGAGGCGUUUCAGGCACUUGUUGAAGCCAAACAUAAGUUGGAUCUAAAGCAAGCAGCUUUAGCAAAUAUUGAACAUCAAUUGCAGCUUCUUCGUGAUCAAUAUCAAGCGAGUCUGAACGAGUUAGAGUCUUUGCACGAGAGAAAACGCUUAACAACUGAAAGACUUGGACGAGCUUCUAUUUUGUCGAGAGCUUUCAGCGAGGAACAUCAACGUUGGCUUGAGUCUGUGAGGAAACUGGAUGAGAGCUCGCAAGGAUUGGUUGGAGAUGCUUUUCUUGCCGCUGCAACCAUUGCCUACCUCGGACCGUUUACACAGAAUUUCCGCGAACAGGUUUACUCGCUGUGGUUCGAGUCCUGUCAGAAACGAGACAUUCCAGUUUCGAGCGAUUUUGAUUUAGCUCAGUUCCUCACUAACCCCAGUGAGACUCAGCGAUGGUUAAGUCAUUCCCUGCCACACGACACAACCUCAAUACAAAGCGCCGUACUCGUGGCGAACACUCGCAAGUGGCCACUGUUGAUAGACCCGCAGCAACAAGCAGUAAAAUGGAUCUCGGAGAUGGAGAAAGAAAAUGGAGUGACGAUCGUGAAAUCUGGAGACGUCAACUGUUUGACAGCAAUCGAAGAAGCUGUGCAACUUGGAAAAGCUGUUGUUAUCACGGAUGUUCGCGAGAGCAUUGAUCCUCGUUUAGAGUCGGUUUUACAGCGUCGUACGACCGUACGUGGUAACCAACAUGUGAUGAAAAUCAAUGAAACCGAAGUGGAAUACAACAGCAACUUUAAACUCUUCCUCGCGACGAGUCUUGUCAAUCCUCAAUUCUUUUCCGAGGUAUUCAAUCAAGUCACAGUCAUCAAUUUUACUGUCACAUUCGAAGGACUUCAGGAUCAGUUGCUUUCUAAAGUCGUGUACGAGGAACGUCCUGAAUUGGAGAGAAAAUUCUUCAACCUAAUUGAGAAUGUUGUCAGUGAUCGUUCAAAGAUACGUGAUUUGGAGGACAAGUGUUUAGAUCUCUUGCAUUCUUCAGAGGGGAACAUAUUGGAUGAUGAGGAACUUAUAUCUACAAUAGAGGAUAGCAAGAAUACAGCGAAUACAAUUCAACGGAAAGUGGAGCAGUCUGAAGCUGCUAGAAGUGAGAUUCGACUGACUCGAGAACAUUACCUUCCUGUGGCUACUCGUGGAGCGAUAAUAUAUUUCACGUUGGUUGAUCUUCCCAGCCUCAACAUCAUGUAUCAGUUCUCGUUACAGUGGUUUGUCGAUCUCUUCGUUUCCUGUCUACUGUCCUUGCGUGACAACGCUCGAUUCGAGGGAAAGAAAAGACCUGAUUCGCCGCUGUUAGGAACCUUACAGGCCGGUACAGUCCAGCCGCUGUACAGGAUAAAUAAACGCAGGCGUAGCACCAUGUAUGAAAGAUUGGCUCAACAAAGAAGACGUCAGCUUAGUUUAACAAGCUCGACUGAUCUUGGACUUCAGGAUCAUCUGGAGUCUUUGAUCGACGUGAUCACGGAAACUGUUUAUCGCCAUGUCACGUAUGGAUUGUUCGCGCAACAUCAAACCACCUUCUCGUUCUUAUUAUGUUGUAAUAUCAUGAAGUAUUCCAAAGAUGAGCACUCGGGAAUGCCGCUGAUCGGGAAGAACGAAUGGAGUUUAUUUAUAUGGGGAACGUCGUCUCUGGCGUUUACGGAGAGGAAUGUCGCGUCUUCUAAUGGACCUCGGAAAAAUGGAACUCCAGGAGUGGCGAAAGGAAGCAUGGGUACGCAAUCAGCAAGAGCUAAACCACCGUUGAAAUGGAUCAGUGUACCCAUGUGGCAGGAGUGUGUACAACUAUCAGCACUCUCACCCUCAUUCUCUGGAUUAUGUCAGGAUAUUGUUGACAAUCUACUCUUCUGGUCGGAAUUCGUUAAAGUUGAUGAUCCCUAUAUAUACCUCGAUGUACAGGAUGAUCCCAUUGAUGAAUGUGAAGACAAAGAAAAGAACGCCUGGAGUUGUUCAAAAUUGUCAAGUUUUAAUCGUCUGAUGGUAGUGAAAAUACUUCGACCCGAGCGACUGCUGGAGUCUGUCCGGACGUUCGUCAAAGAACAUCUUGGCUCUCUCUUUGUGUCAGCAUUGCCGUUGGACUUACGAGAAAUAUUUUCCGCUUCUGAUCCCAAAGUUCCCUUGGUAUUCAUCCUGGCACCAGGUACUGAUCCAGCAUCGCAGUUGAUGCGUUUUGUCCGUGAUAUUCGAGGCAGCGCAUGUCAGUUGGACAUGGUCUCACUCGGCCGGGGUCAGGAGACGCGAACCGAGGAGACUGUGACCAAGGCUUAUAAACACAGAGGAAGAUGGGUCUUUCUACAGAAUUGUCAUCUUGCUUUGUCGUUCAUGCCGAAACUGAAAGAAAUAAUAAGAAAGAUCGCUGAGCCCGGAGUGGCCGUCGAACCGUCGUUUAGACUUUGGCUGAGCUCUGCACCACAUAAAGAUUUUCCAAUCUCUAUACUCCAGGCUGCUACCAAGAUGACCGUCGAAUCCUCGCCUGGUAUCAAAGCCAACAUCCUACAAUCGUUUGCGACCGUUGGCGGCGCAGUGACGGCUGGGAUAUUCGAGGACAACAAUCCUGGACCACACUGGAAGAAGCUUCUCUUUGGAUUGUGUCUUCUCAACGCAGUUGUGCAAGAACGAAGGAAGUUUGGCGCUCUUGGUUGGAAUAUUCCUUACGACUUCCCAAGCGCUGAUCUGGAGGUAUCAAUCUCCAUGCUUCGAAUGCUGUUAUCUGAACACGCCAAUGUCCCGUGGCAAGCGUUGGUGUAUCUCACAGCUGAGAUUACUUACGGAGGACGUGUCACCGACAAGUGGGACAAAAGAUGCCUGAUGAAAAUUGUGGAGAAGUUUUGUUCACCGGACUGUCUCGAGGACGAUUUUAGUUACACGUCAAGUCAGGAAUAUCAGCCACCAUCCAUUGGCACCUCGUUUUCUGACUGCUGCGACUAUAUCGAGAGCUUGCCGACCGUUGAUCAUCCGGAGUUAUUCGGAAUGCCCUCGGAGGCGAAUCGUUUCUGUUUACAAAACGAAGCCAAGCGUCUUCUGGAUGAUAUGAUUUUGGUUCACCCGCAGAUCGAUAACGUUGCUGGGUCUGGCAAGAGCAAUGAUGAGAUUGUGUUGGAACUAGUUUCGGACAUUCAAAAGCUUCUUCCAACCAGAGUUGAUUAUUUCCAACAACAACCAUCCACGCAUGAUCUUGGGUAUCCCACCACGAAUAGCGCAACUGAUCCCGUGAUGAACCCAACUACCACCACUUCAUCAGCCUUGCAUACUGUAUUAAAACGAGAAGUGGCGAGGUUCACUCGUCUCUUGAACGUAAUCCAUGCCUCGCUCAAUUCCCUCUUUCAUUCCAUUCAUGGCAGAGUCUUGUUGUCGGAUGAAAUCGAAGAAACGUACAAAUCUUUGCUGGUGAACCAAGUCCCUCCUCAGUGGCAGAAAGUCUCCUAUGACUCCACGAAACCUCUGGCAUCUUGGGCCAACAAUCUUGUUCAAAGGAUCAAUUUCUUCUCUCGUUGGCUUGAGGCCACCCUCGUAGCUCGUGAUACCUCAGCGUCAACACGCUCAGCCCACUCCACUCGUUCUGGCACGGUCAUUGCCGAGAAGAAGUCGUCCAGUGGUGUAUUUAGAUCUCCUGAUAUGCCUCGCGCUUUCUGGAUCUCUGCGUUCUUUUUCCCGCUUGGAUUCUUUACUUCAGUGCUUCAAAGACAUGCUCGUGUACAUCAUGUGCCCGUGGAUUCUCUGAGACUCAACUACGAGAUCACGGAAAGAACCUGGCUUCAUGGUGACGAGGAACACGAGCGAGAUCUUGACAUGAGCAAGAUUGCAUUUCACGGCUCAUCCCAAGACGACUGUGUUCGUAUUUUUGGAUUGUAUCUCGACGGUGCCGUCUGGGAAGCAACCUCAGCGUCUCUGCAAGAAGCCGGAAUAGAUGAACGCUUUUCAGCCUUGCCUGAACUGAAGAUAUUACCAGUCGUGAAUGCUGAGGAAGAAACUCCCGAUAGGACGAACUUAGUAUCCUAUGAAUGCCCCGUCUACUCCACGCCCACACGUGGCAACUCGUUUAUCCUCGCUAUCCAUCUGCCAUCCAGACAUCCCUCGCAUCACUGGGUCACGCGUGGCGUUGCCUUGGUUACACAACUACCGGAAUAAGAGGCCCGCUGUAGACUGGUCAGUGGUAUCGUUUCAUUUGUAUUUUUAUAACUAUUUAAGUAUUGGGUUUUCCCAAAUGUUGUACAGCAGCAGCUAGUGAGAUUCAUUCAAGUACGAAGUAUCUAUGGCUGUAAAUUUAUAUCUCUUCAUAGACAGAGGCAAGAGAAUUGAACUGAACUAUUAAAUUCAAUUCCUUUGCCAUUGAAUAUAAGGAAUGUCGCGUAGAAUGAAAGGAAUUCGCGUUACUUUCGUAUUUCCUUCGUUUACUGCAAGUGAUUACAUGAUAGCCAAAAGUAAACCCAUGCAGUGAUUGACGUUGGUCGUGUCGUGUAUAUAUAUUGUUAAUAUGUGAAUAUACUUUAUUUAAGUUCUAAGAUUGAUGCUCAUUUUGAGUUCAUUUGCAAUCAAGCGCAUAGUGUUUAUUUUCAUUUCAUACAGUAUUUAUUUUGUACAAGCCAUGUU
Molecule: messenger RNA, 14282 nt
Organism: Dendronephthya gigantea
Lineage: Eukaryota; Metazoa; Cnidaria; Anthozoa; Malacalcyonacea; Nephtheidae
Product: dynein heavy chain 6, axonemal-like
Exons: 64
Coding region: 60-13820 (4586 amino acids)
Biological process (GO): microtubule-based movement
Cellular component (GO): dynein complex
Molecular function (GO): ATP binding; minus-end-directed microtubule motor activity; dynein intermediate chain binding
Source: RefSeq, a predicted model, not a curated record